CCCUAUAAAUAAGUACCAUAUCUAGACUUGAAGUUUAUUCACUUGAAAAAUAAAAUCCUUCAUUGAAUGAUGAAGCUUAAUUUUUCAACUUUGCUUUUGGUGGCACUUGUUCUUACUUCUUUCCUCAUUCCAGCCACUAUUGCUGGUUCAGAAUUCUGUGAUUCAAAGUGCAACUUCAGGUGUUCAAAGGCAGGACGACAGGACAGAUGCUUAAAGUAUUGUGGAAUAUGUUGUGCAGAGUGUCAUUGUGUUCCUUCGGGAACAAGUGGAAACAAAGAUGAGUGUCCUUGCUAUAGGGACAAGAAAAACUCUAAGGGAGGGCCUAAAUGUCCUUGAAUUUACUUAAUCUUUUCCCCAAAUUGUUGUUUGUCAAACACAAAUAUAGAGGCACAAAUCCUUGAUAUGCCAUGUUUGUCAUGAAAUAAGGUUGAUUACAAUAAUAAUAAUGAUAAUAAUAAUAAUAAUAAUAAUAAUAAUAAUAAUAAAAACCAAUAAGUGAACAAAUGGGGGGUUCUUUUGAAUAUUUUGUUUUAUGUUGUUCAAUCUGUUGAGCUUUUAUAACUUGUUUGAAUAUUUAUUAA
This is a messenger RNA of Solanum pennellii, 581 nucleotides long. Its product is annotated as peamaclein-like. NCBI's taxonomy places the organism in Eukaryota, Viridiplantae, Streptophyta, Magnoliopsida, Solanales, Solanaceae. The record is from RefSeq and is a predicted model, not a curated record. The transcript is spliced from 2 exons. Bases 67 to 336 code for a protein of 89 amino acids.